ACGAGAUGAAGAGCCUGUCACCACCAGACUGCACAGUGUUUCUCGACCAGGUCAUCCAGAAUGGCAGAAUCAAGCACGAGUUCUCUGCCUUCACUCUUCCGUGAAUUUGCAGGUCUCUCAACAUCCCCUCGUAAGAACCGAAGCGAUCAAUCUAUGAAAGAACCCGACUUUUCAUCCGGUUUUGGCAGAUGGAAAUCCAGCUUCACCAAGAAGAAAAGACCCAAAGAAUCUCACAGACAUCGACAGAAAUUCAGGAGCGACGAUGAGGAUAUUGAAACUGUGAAGGAGGAGCGAGACUAUGAGCGCAAACGGCUCCGACGGGCAUUGCGGGAGCUGGAGGAGUUACGACGGGACCGGGAUGAGCUUGACGGCCAGCGGCACAAAGCAACCACGGAUUUGAAAAGGCUACGAAAAGAAGAUCAAAUGAAAAAGAAGAAACUAGAAGAGUACAGAUUACGGUUUCAGGAUCAAGAAAAGACAUCGGACCGUCUUCGCGCGCAUCUCCAGUCAUUACGCAAGGAAGCGGCGGACAAGGAUAAAAGAAUUGAUCAGCUGACCAGGGACGAGGCUAGCUCGAGGUCCAAAACUCAGAGACUUCGUGACAAACUCAAACGAGAGCGGGAGGAGGUUUCAAGGUUACAGGAUGAUAUCUCUGAUCUGAGGACGCAACAGAACCCUGUCACAGAUGCUCGAGACACCGCCACAGCUCUCAGAAUUUUGCGAAAGAAUCACGAUGAGCUUGGCAGACAAUACGAAGCUUCCCAGGAGGAUCUGAAGGCUCUCAAAGCAGACAUUGCCCAACUUGAAAACGACUAUACGCGGGUCAGAAUCGAGAGAGACGAUUCCAAGCAGCAGAUGAUCCAAGUACAAGCUCAGAAUACUAUUCAAGCACAAGACAUUGAGGACCUGACAAAGUCGAAGGUUGACCUUGAGAAGACUCGGGAUGUGGUUCAACCAAUUCUACAAAUCGGUGUGGACAUCCGAUUGCGAAAUUUAGAGUCAGCGAGGGAAUGCCUCCUCAAGAUCAAACAAGCGGAGAAAGAUAGGGCAAUUAUACUUAGCGGUAACGUUGCUGCGCAUCGACCCAAUGGAGCUGUCGACGCUGCACUCUUUUGGGCUGGGUUGGUGCCAGAAGACUACCUUCCUGAAGCCACCAGAACCUUUAAGAAGAUGUACCAAGUCUCGCCAGAGAACUAUGGCUGCUGGAGUCCCAUGGUACUUCGUAUGAUUGACUGCCAGGCUACGAUUGCCACCGUUCAGGUACAGCAUCAAUUCAAGAAGUUCGAUACUUCACACCUGAGGGACGAGCACGAACGACUACACAAUUACCUCGUGUCUCGUCAGAAAAGACUUUCUCCAGAAGAGUUCGAGGUUGAUGAGAAGGCGAAAAAGUUGCUUGCCAAGAUUGAGGUCAUCAUGGAGGAGAUAGUGGACUUGAGUCGAGGCAAGGGCAAAGGACGGAAGAAGUCCCAAGCUUUUGAAUACAUCGAGAGCGAAGACGAAGAAAUUAUAUCCAAGCCUGGAAAACAGGACACAGGAGUUCGGGUGGAAAAUGAUGAGAAUGACAAGGCUGGAGAUAGUUCUGAGACCAUUUCGGAUGAGGAUGAAGACUCUUCCGAAGAGGAUAGUGAUUCUUCUGACGAAAGUGUGUCCUCGGAAGAGAAUGAGAAUUCGGAAGAUGAUAUUGAUUGAAGCGGGGAAGAUGAUCGUGGGAGGUCUGAGACUGAGAGUGGGAAUAACGACUUGACGGAUUAUGGAAAAAGACACGAAGAUUGCGAUUGGAAUAGCAUUGAAGAUACCCUGUCCUCACGAGGAGCCUUAUUCAAAUAGCGUUUUAUGAGUGUUUGGAAUUCUUCGCAUUGAAAGGAUGAAGAUGUCGAGGAGUUUUAGACUGGCUGGUAUAGCCCAUGAAGUUUAUUCAACUCAGAUGAUAAAA
Molecule: messenger RNA, 1936 nt
Organism: Cadophora gregata
Lineage: Eukaryota; Fungi; Ascomycota; Leotiomycetes; Helotiales; Ploettnerulaceae
Exons: 2
Coding region: 61-1692 (543 amino acids)
Source: RefSeq, a predicted model, not a curated record